AUGCAAAGUCAAUAUCUCGAAUUGAUGGAUGUGAAUAAGGAUUUUGUUGAAACUUUCGCUCAACUAUAUCAACUUAAUACAAGAAACGAAGAAGAAAUUAAUAAUAUUUAUCAUAUUCUAAAAGUUAAUUUGAUUGAUAAAAAGAUAAUAUUACCACAAUUACUUAUGAAACAAAUAUGCCAUAUUAUGACCUUUCGAAAUCGAUUUUGGAAGUCAUAUAAAGCAAUUUUCAAAAAGAUUGAAGAAGAAUACAAUAUCAAACAAUUAACAGAUCAUGAUAGUAUUUUCGAAUAUUCGGUUGAUGAUAAAAUCAAAGAAAUAUUUCACAAUUUGCAAAAUGACAAUUAUUCUUUUGAUGAAUUAGAAAAAAACACAAUUUUCGAGGCUAUAAUGCAUGAUGAUAUAGAAUCAUUUAUUGCUUUCACAGAAAAACCAUGCUUUGAUAAAAAUCAAGGCCUCAGAAAUAUUUUGUAUCCAGAACAAUGGAAAUAUCAUUCAUUAAUUGAAUUGUGUUGUUAUUAUGGUUCUGUCAAUUGUUUUAAGUUUUUAAGAACAAAAUUUAACCCAAAAAUCACAGGAUAUUGCCUCCAUUAUUCUUUUUUGAGUGGAAUUCCAGACAUCGUCAGUGAAUGUUUGAAAGAGCAAAGACCUGAUCAAAGCUGCAUGGAAUAUGCGAUUAUGUCUCAUAAUAUUGACUUUGUUUCUUUUUUAAUGAAUGAACAUCAAUUAGAGAUCAAUUUAGAUCAAUGCUGGCGACAUAAUAAUCUUCAAGCAUUUCUUGUUUAUUUAGAUAAUACUAACAAUGUUGAUAAAUGCAUUAUUUAUUGUCCACAUUUUCAACUUCCUUCAUUAUGUGAAUAUUUAAUUUCACAUGGUGCAAAUGUCAAUGCAUGGGAUAAUAAUGGAAAAACUGUUCUUCAUCAUACAGCAAUAGCAAAUAGCAAAGAAAUUGCAGAGAUGUUGAUAUCGCAUGGAGCUCAAAUCAAUAUAAAAGAUAAUGGACGUAUGUCUACACCGUUGCAUUAUGCAGCAUUAUAUAAUAGUACAGAAGUUGCAGAAGUUUUGAUUUCACAUGGAGCCGACAUUAAAGCAAGAAAUAAUGAAAGAAAGACUCCACUUCAUGUUGCAACUGUUAAAAAUUGUUUAGAUAUGAUCAAAUGUUUAGUAUCACACUGUGCAGAAGUCAAUGCAAAAGAUACAUAUGGAAAAACACCUCUUCAUUUUGCUGUAAACAAUAAUAGAAAAGAUAUUGCUGAGUUUUUAUUGUCACAUGGAGCAGAGAUCAAUGCAAGGGAUAAUGAUGGAAAAGAUUCAAUUCAUAUUGCAGCAGAAAAUGAAUCAGUUGAAAUGCUAGAAUAUUUUAUUUCAUGUCACGUUGAUAUCAACAAGGUUGAUUACCAGGGACAAUCAAUUCUCCAUUAUGCCGUAUUGAAAAAUAAUAAAAGAAUUGUAGAAUUCAUUCUUUCAUAUGGAAUUAAUGUAAAUAUUCAAGAUCAUCAUAAGAAAAGUCCUUUAGUAAUUGUUGCCCAACUUGACAAUUAUGAAAUAGCAGAAAUUUUAAUUGCCCAUGACGCUGAUGUUAACUUGAAAGACGAAUAUUUACAAACUGCCUUACAUUAUGCAGCAGAAUAUGGCAGCGUGAAAAUGACAGAGCUUCUUAUAUCUCAUGGAAUAGAUAUCAAUGGAAAAGAUUUGAAAGGCUGGACUGCUUUACAUCAUGCAGUGUUGAGAAAUAGAAUUGAAAUAGUCAAUAUUCUUAUUUUACACGGAAUAGAUAUCAAUGCAGAAGAUGCUAACGGAUGGACAGCUUUUCAUCUUGCAAUAUCAAGGAAUAAAAUUGAAAUUGUUAAAAUCCUCAUUUCAUAUGGUAUUGAUAUAAAUCACAAAACACGUGCCAGUAAAACACCUCUUAGUAUUGCAAAAGAGAAACAAUACAAUAAGAUUAUUGAACUUCUAACUGCACGAGGCGCUACAACGUGUAAUAUUUGA
Molecule: messenger RNA, 1989 nt
Organism: Trichomonas vaginalis G3
Lineage: Eukaryota; Parabasalia; Trichomonadida; Trichomonadidae
Product: ankyrin repeat and SOCS box-containing protein 4 family
Exons: 1
Coding region: 1-1989 (662 amino acids)
Molecular function (GO): protein binding
Source: RefSeq, a predicted model, not a curated record